CCGCGGGAGCCGCCGGGCCGGCGGAGAGAGGCCGCAGGGCAUGCCAGCCGCCUGCCCCGAUGUUUCACUGGAGCAAGUGGAAGAAGAGGAUGGGAGCGAGCGCCUCCUCCUCCAAGAGACCCGUCUUCGACGAGCGGGAGGACGUGAACUUUGACCACUUCCAGAUUCUCCGGGCCAUUGGGAAGGGAAGCUUUGGCAAGGUGUGCAUCGUGCAGAAGAGGGACACGGAGAAGAUGUACGCCAUGAAGUACAUGAACAAGCAGCAGUGCAUCGAGAGGGACGAGGUGCGCAACGUGUUCCGGGAGCUGGAGAUCCUGCAGGAGAUCGAGCACGUGUUCCUGGUGAAUCUCUGGUAUUCCUUCCAGGACGAGGAGGACAUGUUCAUGGUGGUGGACCUGCUCCUGGGAGGUGACCUGCGCUACCACCUGCAGCAGAACGUUCAGUUCACUGAGGAGACAGUCAAACUCUACAUCUGUGAGAUGGCGCUGGCCCUCGACUACCUGCGGAGCCAGCACAUCAUCCACAGAGAUGUAAAGCCAGACAACAUCCUCCUCGAUGAACAAGGUCAUGCCCAUUUAACAGAUUUUAAUAUUGCAACAAUCAUUAGGGACGGUGAAAGAGCGACAGCAUUGGCUGGGACAAAGCCAUACAUGGCCCCGGAGAUUUUCCAUUCCUUCCUGAGCGGCGGCACGGGCUAUUCCUUCGAGGUGGACUGGUGGUCUCUGGGAAUCAUGGCCUACGAGCUGCUGCGGGGCUGGAGGCCGUACGACAUCCACUCCAACAACCCCGUGGAGUCUCUGGUGCAGCUCUUCAGCACCGUCAGCGUCCAGUACUCCUCAGCCUGGUCCAAGGAAAUGGUCGCGCUGCUGCGGAAGCUGCUGACAGUGAACCCCGAGCAUCGCUUCUCCUGCCUGGCGCACAUCCAGGCCUCGGCUCAGCUCUCGGGCGUGGUGUGGAGCGACGUGAGCGAGAAGCGCGUGGAGCCAGCCUUCGUCCCCAACAAGGGCCGCCUGCACUGUGACCCCACCUUCGAGCUGGAGGAGAUGAUUCUGGAGUCGAGGCCCCUGCACAAGAAGAAGAAGAGGCUCGCAAAGAACAAGUCAAGGGAUAACAGCAAAGACAGCUCCCAGUCUGAAAAUGACUAUCUCCAGGAAUGCCUUGAAGCCAUCCAGCAGGACUUUGUCAUCUUCAACAGAGAGAAGCUAAAGAAGAGCCAAGAGCCGCCCAGCGACUCUGUGUCUGCCUCCGAGACCGCCGAGGAGGCCGAGACCGCCGAGGAGGCCGAGGCCGAGCCCCUGCACAUGUGCAGCUCCGUGUGCUCCUCGGGCAGCAGCUAGGCCAGGCCAGCUCCCCUGGAGCAAGCAGAGUUCCCACAGGACUGCCCCGGCCGUGGAUCACCAGCCCAGCUCCCCCUGAGAGCUGGAGCAAGCAGAGUUCCCACAGGACUGCCCCGGCCGUGGAUCACCAGCCCAGCUCCCCCUGAGAGCUGGAGCAAGCAGAGUUCCCACAGGACUGCCCCGGCUGUGGAUCGCCAGCCCAGCUCUCCCUGAGAGCUGGAGCAAGCAGAGUUCCCACAGGACUGCCCCGGCCGUGGAUCACCAGCCCAGCUCCCCCUGAGAGCUGGAGCAAGCAGAGUUCCCACAGGACUGCCCCGGCCGUGGAUCGCCAGGCCGGCACCAUGGCUGCCUGUCGGGGAAGAUGCGGCCUAUGCAACUUGUCAGGGGAGGAGAUCAACUUAUUUAGUCUUUCUGUUUUAACGUCAGGUUGCUGAUCUACACGUUUUUAAUGCAGUGAGAGGACAGGGAAUGAAGCCAUGUCCUUGGGUCCCACAGGAGAGACCAGGAGCAGGGAGACACGGAGCAGGGAGCGAGGCCAGAGAGGCGAUGUGGGCUCCACUCUGGCGCUCCUGUUCACAAAUGCUGCUCUGGGGAUGGGCAGUCCCUGUGCAAACCAGGGGCUCUCUGGCACCAGCUCCCGGGAGCCUCCAGCUGCUUGGGUCCUGCAGCACAAGGAUGUCCCAGGCACCUCCUUGUCCCUGUGUCACCUGUCAGUUCCUUUCCCGAUUCAAGGCAAAUAAAUGUUUUUGUGCACUCCGUGGAUUCUGCAGGGGCUGGGUAAUGGUUCAAUGCAUAUUUGAGAUGCAGAACAUUUAAAAUGUUUUCUUCCUUGAUGUGGCUGCUGCAGGCAGUGAGGAGCAGUGGGGUGGGUUGGAGGGUCUGCCCCCAUGUGCCCAGGUUCAGAGGACACAGUUUAUCACAGGUGAGGUUUGGUUGGAGGCAGAGCGGGUGGCCUUGCAAGGCUGCUUGGUUAUGAAACACCCUUCACCUUCGAUUUACUUUAUUUUCAGUGUAAAGUACAAGUACUGUAUAUAAUUUGCCAAUACCUGUCUUAACUUCUUAAUAAGACGGGAAAUCUUCCCUUGCUCCAGCUGUGGGAGCCUUUCUUGUUCCAGGGGCCUUCACUGUAUUAGUUGUUGAAGCUGCUGCAGGGGGGUUUGGUUGCUGUGGCUGAACCCUGUGAGCCCUGCAGUGCCACACGACUGCUCCAGGUGCGUGGUGGCACCACAGGCACCAUCAAACCACCAGCAGCUGUUUGCUGCCAGACGCUGGGAGGCUGCAGUGUUUGCAUCCCUGCUGGCUAUUCCUGAUGCAGAAAUGGAUGGGAGAUGUUUCUGACAGAUCACAUUCUGGCAGGACCAGUUUUGCUGCAGUUUUUGUUUCCAUGAACAAACCAGAAAGGCAGAAUGGUACAAAAUGAUCUUCCACAGGCAAGGACAUGGCACGUGUGUCUCCCACAGUUUUAUGUGGGAAUCAGUGUGUGGCUCCACUUGUGCAGGGAUGUGUUUUCAUGGAAGCCUUUAAGGGCGUGCAGGAGGAGGGGAGCUGAAGCUCUGGGUCCAGUGGCAUGGUUAUUUUCAGGGCAGAACCAGGAGCUGCUGUCAGGCCCGGGGUUCCUGGUGUCAGCCAUGGGUCCUGCACACCCCGUGCCUCGUUAGGAGCUGUGUUAACGAUGGCUCAGGGGCUGUGGCCAGUGAUUGAGUGAGGGCUGAAAUCAUUGUGUCCUCCUGCUCCUUCUCCCAGCUGCAGGAGGGUGCUACCCUGGCUCUGAUCCCAGGCAGUGCUGGGGGAACCUGCCCUCCCUGCCCCCAGUAACUUCCAGUCUCUUUGCUGGCUACCAGGGAGGCCUGAUUACCUUUUCUCACCUGCCAGAGCUCACCUUUGUGUGCUGAGCAGCCCUGCUCCACACGGGCAGCCUGGUCCUCUCCCCGGGGCUCUGUGCUCACCUUGUGUCUCCAUCCCACAUCUCAGCUGGAGCACCAGCUCUGUCCUGCCACAGCAGAUGAGGCUCAAACCAUGUAUUUAUUCAGGAGUUAUGUAUUACAGGUGAUUUACUCCAGCAGUGUGAGUGGGGUUUUACAGUGAAUUCCAUUGCAUUAUUUAGAAAGUUCCUGUAAAUAACAGCAAAAUUUUGGACUAUUGGAAUGACGAGGAGCGGUGCUGAUUUUUUGACCAAACCAUCCCACAGAUGAGUGAUGAAGAUACAUCCUCUUCAGCCAGAAGCUCUCAGGCCAGGAGAGGUGUUGGCAGUUCCAGGACGUGUGUAAUUGAUGUUUUCAUUACUUUCCUUAGGACAAGAGACCAGUGGGCCCUGCAGUGAGGGUCGGUGUGUGUGGAAGGAGCUGGCUUGCUUCUGAAACUGAGGUUUCUCAGCCCAAGCCCUCUCUGUCAGUCACCUGCUCCCCCUGCAGCACUCCUCCAGUGCAUUGUGCAAAGCAGCUCAGCAGCACCUGGCAGAAACCAGGAGGGCUUCUGGGGGGGUGCCAGGGAAUGGCUCCUUCCCAGGGGAAACACUCUGGGUGGGUCCUGCCACCCCUGGAAUCCUGCAGUGCAUCUCCAGGGAUGUGCUGGGGCACUGUUGAACCUGAAUCCCUGAGAGCAGCAGCAGACAGAGCUGUGGGGUCACUGUGCUGUGUGGGAGAGAACCAUGGACAAAUCACUCAAGUGCUUGGUUUUGGUCUUAAAUAAUAUUUGGGCAUAACCUCACCAGAGCCCACAGGGGACAAGGUUUCAUUGAUACCUGUUUGCAGUCAGUCCCUGGACAAGAAAUGGCAUGAAAAGAGCAAUUGGAAAAGGGACAAGUGAUAGGAAACAGCUCAGUGUUACUGUCAGAGCCCCUGUGGAGGGUUUCAGUGCUCUGGGGCCUCCUGCCCCCCGUGCCCCACUCUGGGCCCCUCUUGUGUCCCCACUGCUGUGUCCCUGUGAGGAGGCAGUGCCAGCUGAGCCCAGCUCGGUCCUGUUGGCCCUACACAUCUCUGUGGCUCCUGCCAGGGUGUCCCAUGUCCAGCUCACCCCAUCCACAAGGCAGUCCUGGGCGUUUGAUCCUCUCUCCUCCCUUGUGCCACUCCCUGGCUGCUGGCACAGGCUGGGCUGGGGAUGGGGACAAAGGAUGGGCGUGGUGCCCAUGGUGGUGCCCCUGCUCUGGCUGAGCCCUGGCUGCUGCUGCUGCUGAGCAAACCUCACAGUGAAGUCGUGACAGAGCCCUGCUCCCACGUCCCAGCUUGGAAGGUGUCACUAACAGCUCUGGGCUGCACCUCCACUACAGCCAGAACACAGGAAUUUUCUGUACAUAAAUAUUUAAAUACCUGUAUUUUUUUGUAUGACAGAUUUAUACAGUGUGUGCCAUUAUCUGCUGUGAAAAGUCUACAGCACCUAUAAAUUAUUCUCCUUUAAUCACUUGCCAUGAGACUGUUUUCUUAUCUCUGUUGUGUUAUGAAGUUUUGCAAAGUUGCAUAUUUUUAAGUGUUUGCAUUGAAUUCCACAGCCUUCACUGGGAAUUUGGUGCAUAAGACAAAUGGCAGGUCAGGUCCUGAUGUUUCUUCUGUUGCCAAUUCUCUAUUACUCCAGAGCUUGCCAAAAAGAGUCUAAGAGUAAUAAAAUAAUAGCAAAAAUAUUAGUAAUAUGGACUUGACCCUGGACUGAAAUCCUGCUGCCUUGGGAGGGUAUUUUUAAAAAUUAUUUCAGUGCAGAUAUAUGUAAAUAUAUCUUUGUAUUUUAUGUUGAUACAUUCCCGUAGUUUUCUUGCAUGACAAUUUUACCACAUCACAGAAUAUUUAAUUUUAUGACGAGGUUGUGUUUUUGCAGAUACCGUCGGAAUAGCGCCAUUGCACACGUGGAGUAAUAAAUGUGUAUUUUUAACAUUGC
This is a messenger RNA of Onychostruthus taczanowskii (white-rumped snowfinch), 5201 nucleotides long. It is a transcript of the gene STK32C, whose product is annotated as serine/threonine kinase 32C. The transcript is spliced from 13 exons. The coding region runs from base 60 to 1337 and encodes 425 amino acids. Gene Ontology annotation, biological process: G protein-coupled receptor signaling pathway; protein phosphorylation; regulation of signal transduction. NCBI's taxonomy places the organism in Eukaryota, Metazoa, Chordata, Aves, Passeriformes, Passeridae. The record is from RefSeq and is a predicted model, not a curated record. Gene Ontology annotation, molecular function: G protein-coupled receptor kinase activity; ATP binding; G protein-coupled receptor binding.